Molecule: messenger RNA, 1372 nt
Organism: Aphidius gifuensis
Lineage: Eukaryota; Metazoa; Arthropoda; Insecta; Hymenoptera; Braconidae
Exons: 3
Coding region: 29-1009 (326 amino acids)
Biological process (GO): lipid transport
Molecular function (GO): lipid carrier activity
Source: RefSeq, a predicted model, not a curated record
AGUGUUAUUCGUUUUUUAAAUAAGUUACAUGAUGAGUGCUCUGAGUUUGAUACCAUUUGUAAUUGGACUAGUUGGUUAUGAUUCUUGUCUAAAAUCAACUCCAGAUCUGUGGAAGUAUGGUCCAGAAUAUAAUUUCAAGGUUGAAUGUAAUGCAUCAUUAACCAACACCGCUUACAACGAGAUAUCAAUUACAAAUGUAACACUUGACUUAAUAUGUCGUCCAUUCUAUUCAACAAGUGUUGUAUCAUCAGGUUCUGAUGCUCUUCAAUGUAAAAUAUCAAAUGCACAAAUGAAUAAUUACAAUUUUGAUAUUAAAAAUAUAAAAAAACAUGAUAAUCAUUCUUUACCAUUUGAAAUAAAUAAUCAAACAUUUGAAAUUAUUUAUACAAAUAAUGGUAUCAAAAAUAUCAAUAUACAAUUACCAGUGUCACCAUGGAGAAUGAAUAUUUAUCGUACAAUUGCUAGUUAUUUAAAUUAUGGAUACAAUGAUUUUGUUAAAAAUGUUGAAACAACAUAUAACAUAACAAAACUUGAAAAUUCAACACUCGGUGAGUGCCAAGCAAAUAUGAGUGUUACAAAAUAUCCAAAUUAUGAAUUUACUGGUGUUAAAAUGAACAGUCCAUGUGAUAAACUUAAAUUAGAAACAAUUGCAUAUAAAGAUAAAUAUCCAGUUGUUGAAUUUCAUAAAAAUAGAAUAUUAAAUAAUUGUACGAAAAAAACACCAUAUUUUUUUGGUGGUGAUGAUGAUACGAUAAAUAAACCAUCUCGUUAUUUUACAAACAAUACAAAUUCAUAUGUUGUUUAUGUAACAGCACCAUUGAGUUUUGAAUCACAAACAAUAAAUAAUGGUAUUUUAACGUUAUUUAAUAAAAGUGCACCAGUUUAUGAAUCAACAAGUAUUAGAUUAGUCGAAAUAAAACCAGCGAAAAGUGAAUUUAAACGUAUUGAAUCACCGGGGAUAACAAAUAUUCAUUCACACUCUGAAAUAAUAAUACCUGCUGGUGUUUAAAAUAAAUGAAAAUUAAUUUAGAAAAAUAAAAUCAUUUACUUUUUUGUUUUAAAUAUUAUUUACAAAAGAAAAAUUAUAUAUAUGAUAAAUGAUAUAAUAAAAAGAAACUAUUAUAAAUACAAUGCGUCACGUUGAAUUUAUGUAUGAAUAGUCAUUAUUCAAUUUAUAUCGCACAAGUUUCAUCAUUAUAUGUAUUUUAAAUCGAGCAAUUUGUACAUCCGAAGGGAAGUGUUUGAGAGGUAUAUAAACGAGAUGACAAGGUGUAGAACUUGUUAUUUGAAUGUAAAGCAUACAUACUGAGUUUUUUGUUUUUUUUUUAUUUAAAUAUUAAAAUGAAGAUAGUUUGUUUAAUACCAUUUGUGG